CAUAAAUUACAUUCUAUCUUAAAUCUAGACUUUAUCUAAAAGCCGUAGGUAGCCGCCGUAGAGCGUGAGAGAAUAUAGUUUUUUUAUUACUUUCUUUUCAGUUAAUGUCAAGCACUCAUGUGGUUAUUUUAAAAUUUCUAGCUGCAUAAAUGAAUUAUUAUGGAGCUAGAAAUUUUAAAAUUGUUUUAAUCUAGUACAUUAUGUGGAGUAAAGAUUAUCUGGUCAAAGUUGGAGCAUCGCUGAGAACUUAAAGGAAAAUGCUAAAAAAAAUUCAACAUCAAACACAUAAUCAUAAAUUUUCAUUACUCGUACUUAAUUAUUUACUCUCGCGGACUUAGUUUUCGCUACAGAAUCUUGUUGGUCUGUUAUUUUGGGUAAUUUACAUUUAUGGCAGGUAGCACAGAGUUGGGUGUAGGACCAGGGAAAAGCAAUUUGACAGUUCUGUUGAAAAAUCAACCUUAUUUUUUGUAAUUAAUCGAGACUCAUGUACGACGCAAUAUUUAAGAAAAGUAAUCCUAUUUUGUGUAAGCGAAAAUGGACGUUAAGAAAAGAUUAAAAAAUUACAAUUUAUCAGUAUUAAAGACAGUAGGAAAAGGAACAUAUGGCAAUGUCUAUUUAUGUGAAAACCGGGAUAAUGCCCUACUCACAAUAGUUAAGGAUAUAGAGUUGAAUUUUAAGCUUCAAGACCAUAAACAGGAUAUUGCAAAUGAGGUGAAAAUUUUGUCUUCACUGGAUCAUCCCAAUGUCAUCAAGUUUUAUGCUUGUUACUACGCCGAAAAUCAUGUCAUGAUAUCCAUGGAAUAUGCCACUAGCGGGAAUCUAGCGGAAUACAUGUACCAAAGGUGUCCAAAAUUAUUACCACAGCAGGAAAUUCUGUUUUACUUCUGCCAAGUUUUAUUAGGAGUGAACUACAUUCAUAGUCAGAAUAUUAUUCACAGAGAUUUAAAAGCCGAAAAUAUACUGCUGACUGGUAAGAACGGUGUAGUCGUCAAAAUAGGCGACUUUGGGAUUUCCAAGAUGUUGGCUAGUGCUAAGAAGACUUCAACGGUCAUUGGUACACCAUACUAUUUGGCCCCAGAACUGUGUGAAGGCAAACCUUAUUGCACGAAAAGCGACGUAUGGGCAUUAGGAUGCUUAUUAUAUGAAAUGUGCACGCAUAAGAGGGCUUUUGACGCCGAGACUUUAGUGGGUCUAGUCAAGGCAAUUACGAGCGGUAGCGUUCAUCCAAUUGAUUUGACGACGUACGACAGGAGCAUGCAGGACCUUGUAGAUUCAAUGCUGUCCAUAUUGCCUGAUAAGAGACCUUCUAUUAAAGAACUUAUGGGACGAACGGUAUUAUUACCUGAUAUUUAUACUGUAUACUUAGAUGCUGGCAAUGAAGAAUUAUUACAUUUAAGGAUCAAAGAAUUAAUGAUGUUUACAUAAUAAAUAAGACAAUUGAUAAUGGAAUUUAG
Trichoplusia ni (cabbage looper) is the source of this 1454-nucleotide messenger RNA. Its product is annotated as serine/threonine-protein kinase Nek8-like. Lineage: Eukaryota; Metazoa; Arthropoda; Insecta; Lepidoptera; Noctuidae. The record is from RefSeq and is a predicted model, not a curated record. Gene Ontology annotation, molecular function: protein kinase activity; ATP binding. Gene Ontology annotation, biological process: protein phosphorylation. The transcript is spliced from 7 exons. Bases 535 to 1425 code for a protein of 296 amino acids.